AUGGGUGAAGAAGUUGGGCAACACUCCCAGAACCCUAAAGAUAUCAAGGAUGGUUUGGCUACCAGCGGCUACCCAGAGCAGAGGAGUCGCUAUCCAAGCGGCGGGGACCGUGGUUGGAGUGGGAACAGCGAGAGGAGCUGGAGCCGCGACCGCCGGACGCCGGAGUCUGACCAGCGGAGCGAUGAGGGGAGGAGAGAGGAGGAUGAUGGUCCUGAGGUGAAGAAGUCCCGAGUAGACACCACCGCGUACGAUCCAUCCGAACCCACACCUGAUGAUGAUGAUGUCAGCAAUCCUGAUCAGGUGCCUGCAAGUGACAUCCAGGUGACCAUUCAGCAGGGUGGGGAGGGCAGGACAGUCAACGAUGACAGGCCAGGACAACAGAGCCCUGAACAACAGAAGAUCUACAUUUGUUAUGCCUGCAACGCCAAGUGCUACAACCUUAGGAACUACGAGGCCCACAUGACAGGGAACCGUCACCGCCAGCAGAUGCUGAAGAUCCAGGAGUUUACCCAGAUGAGGGUCCAGCAGGCCACGGCACACAUGCAGGCCAGGAUGAAGGCAGAACAGCAUCUCCGCAAGAUAGAGGGGCAGGGACUGGGGUCUACAUCCAGCUCAGGAUCAGGGAGGCAUAGUAGCCUGAGCAGUGGGAAAAGCAGUAACCAGAGAAAGCCGAGCACCAAGCUGGAAAAACGCUGGUGUGACACCUGCAAAAUCCACUUCUAUGGACCAGUCAUAGAGCACAGACGCACCAAGGACCAUAAGACAAGCAAGAAGGCCACUAGGCCCGCCUGUCAUCUGUGCAAGGUGCAGUUUAGGAGCCCUAAGAAAAUGGUGGCACACUGCAACACUGCGGGACAUAAAGCUAAGUUCCGUGAGGCCCAGGAGAAGAAGAAGAAGACAGGACAAGACGAGGAAUGGUUCCCAGACAAUCCUGAGGAGAUGGUGACGGUAGACGCUGUUGGGUGCUUCGACAGUGACGAUGAAGACUUGGGAGACAGUAAAGAGGCCGGGGAGGAAGAUCUCUCUAAGGAGGUCUUUGAGAGCAAUGGAGAAAAAGGUGACUUAGAAGAUGCUGAGGAGGAAAUAUCUAGAUCUGGAGACAUUCCAUCUGAAGACAUCGGCUUACAGCCCAAGACAGAGGAGGAGGAGUUCUCAUUGGCAGACCUGCCUUCUCAAGACAUAGAUCUCAGACAGAUGUCAGGACCUCCUCCAAUGGUCUUCAACAUCCAAGACCAGAUCCAAGCUCCAACAAAGAUGCAGGAUGAAGAGCAACAGGAGAGUGUCAGUGUUACCACACCAGUGUCUCCUAGACCGGAGACAACACUGAGGGAAGAGGAGAACUCGACUCAGGAAGAGAUGGGGACUGAUGCUGCAAGUCAACCUCAAGAGUUGGAAACUCGGGAAACCAAAGAAACACAGUUGGAUGACGAGAAGGAAAACUUGCGAGCUGAGGAAGAACCUGGAGCUGUGGAGGACUGUUUGCAAGAGUCUUCAGAGAUGGAAGUUGAAGAAAACAAACAGCCGACACCCGCACAGGUCGCAGAAUCAGAGGAAACGUUGCAGACCCAACCACAGGACAAGGACAACACCAAAGUCCUGAGGCAAGAAGCCACACAGGCACAAGUGCAGGAUGCAGAGGACACCACCCAUGAUGAAAUGGAAGCUUCAACACAGGCACGAAAUACAGAGGACACCACAGUACUGCCAACAGAAGAGACACAGGAAGAGAUAGAGACUUUGGUCCAGACAAAACCUACAACAGAUACACAAGUUCAGGACUUGGAGAACACAGCAGCGAACCAAACCAAGGAGGCAAUAGAUGCACAACCAGAAAGUGUGAAGGGCACAACUAAUGUAGAUGCCAGUGAAGACAUACAGACUGAAGAAGCUGUAGAGGAACUUGUCUUCCCGCCAUAUGAUCCAGAUUGUGCCGUAGGUCAGGAGUUUGUGAUCCCCAUAACCGGCUACUUCUGUAAGCUGUGCCACAAGUUCUACAAGAACGAGACAUCUGCCAUCGACGGACAUUGCAAGUCACAACUACACUACAACAAUGUUAAGGCAGAAUUGGAGAAAUCAACCUGUGUAAAGGACGGAAAAUGUGUCAAAGGCCCAACUGAAGUGGAACCGUUAGUCACACUAAGUGCGUCAGGGGUUGCCAGUGUUGCAGGUUAUUUGCCUAUGGAAGCAGCAGGAACGGAAACAAGUCAUGGUGAGGAAGUGACAGAGGGCCAGAUGGAGUCAGCAUCAUUUACUGAAGUGUGGCCAACAACAACAACAACGACAAGCAACGUGCAAGCUUACAACAUAUCCAGCCUCAUGGACGGUCCAGGCUUCGAGGUGAUGGAAGUCCAAGACAACAACAGUCCAGCCGAGGACACAAUGAACAUCAGAAUCGUCAACAGUUUUUCGUUAGACGUAGAUACAGGCGAGAAUGCACAUGGCUUUGGCCAUGGAGACCAAAUUGAUGCCAAGGAGUUGGAGGAUGGGACAACAGUUAGGGACAAGGGAGAUUGUGAUGAUGAAUCGGGGGACAAGAAGUUAACCCGAGCGGGCACCCCCAGCCUCAUGAGUGAGAUAGAGGAGUACCUGACAGAAAACUUUGACGACAAAACUUCCCAAGAAGUCCCUAAGGUCGAAUCAAAUCAUAAAGAUGCAGUUGAAGAAAACAUCCAAGAAGGUACCAAACUAGUGGACAGCGAAUCAGAUUCGUGCAAACAAGGCCCGUCGACUCCGGUAAGACCAACCCAGGACCUACAUUCAAGCUCUCCGGACGUGUCGAGUUCAGGUCAAGUCGGCCCAGCUCGUAGAGGUGGGCGCAAAACUGCACGGAAGUCGACUCGUGGAGGACGAAGAAAAUGAUAACAGGGUUUACGUUGUUUCGUCGCAUACUACCGGUACUUGGAUUAUUAAGUUUAGAAAGAUGAUUUCCUUUGGAUUCACUUUGAAGUUUGUAUCAUGGGGAUAGCUGUUGUGACACUACACAUGUCACAUCCAAGUACCAAAACCAUUGCCACAUCUUUAUUUACGAAGCUAGUAAUAGGGGACAUAUCUUGCUCAUUUUUUGUUUUUGUCAGCUCGCAUCUUUGAGAAAUGAUGUGGUCUCACAAGAUGUUCAUAUUUUGCUCAGGCACAGACAGAUGUUGAUUGAAUUAUUUAAAGAAAUAUAAAGAAUAAAUUUAUGUUUGUAAUAAUAUACUAGCCAUAGUCCUUAUUAUAGCAGUAACAAGUUACUUGUAAUGCUGUGCCGUUUCUUUAGUACUGAUGUCAAGACCUAAGAAGAAUUUAAUCCCCGCACAUAGACUGAGAAUGAAGCAAAUAUGUGGAAGUUGGAUAAAGAAGCAAUCGGCAGACACUACCUGUAAGGAUCCUAGACUUGAGGAGCAGGUAAAGAUGAGGAGAUGGCUUGUCCGUGGAAGGAAAUCCUGCUCAAGAACUUCUAUAAAAAGAUGCAGGCGUUUGCUCACUGGGCAUAUGUUUGAAGGACCUAUGUCACCAUGGCAACAGACCUAUGUCACCAUGGCAACAGACCUAUGUCACCAUGGCAACAGACUUUGUCACAAUGGUAACAUACCUGUGUCACCAUGGCAACAGACCCAGUGCUUUUGUGAGCUCAUCUGCAAGUGUUAAUCUUAUGUACCUGUGGCCACGUGGAUGGCGAUGUGCUAUGUUGAUGAUCGUUUAUCAUUGACUCGAGUCACUGAUGGCAUGCUGUCUUUUCUUUACUGUUUCCUAUAUCCCCUGGGAAUCGACUAUCUGAUCCGUUUGAACACACUUCGCCCUACAAUCUCUUCUUUUCUCUUUUUUCUACUUCUUUUUCUCAGAUCACUGGCCUGUCCUACUUUGACCAGGAUUGUGGAUUACAUGACGAUAGUGAUGAGGAGAAUAUCCUUGUGUACAUUGUUGUAGGAGACAAAAUAGACCAAUGUAUUACAGCCAUGUAGAGAAGAAAAUCGUCAGCCAUGAAUACCUUAGACUGCUUUAUAGGAAGAUUAUUGAGUAAGAGCAACAGGUUGAUGCCAUGAACAAGAAUGAUUUUUUGCAGAUGUACGUCGAUGUCUGUUUGACGAUGUCUGAUGUUCUUUGUUAACAUCUGACAUAUGCUGAUGAUGGCUGAUUAUUGCAGAUGAGGGCUGACGUGUAUCUGUUCUUACAUACAUUUAAGAUGUCCGUUUGCUUUGGCGAUUUUCUUAUGUAUCUUUCAAGAUUUCAGAAGCAUUGCCGUCUUCUGAUUUCUGCAGAAGACCUGUGAUGUACUGUAAAGGUGGUAAAAAGUGAACACAUUGUAGCUGUUACUAGUACAUUGCUACAAGAUUUCCUUAGUUUCUCUUUAAUUUCUUUUGUUCCUGAAACUGUUGUAUGAAGAAGAAACCCACAGCUGCGUUUGUGUGUGCUGUGUGUCACCGUUCUGAGUCUUUUGUUGGUUAACAAGAUGGCUUUGUGGAUCUCAGAGAGGUUUGUGGUGAAUAAAUAUGCUUCAUGGAGCAUCCGAGCUCAGCUGUCCAUGUGGUUUUA
Messenger RNA from Branchiostoma belcheri (Belcher's lancelet), 4512 nucleotides. RefSeq names its product RNA-binding protein 20-like. Gene Ontology annotation, cellular component: nucleus. Gene Ontology annotation, molecular function: nucleic acid binding; zinc ion binding. The transcript is spliced from 12 exons. The coding region runs from base 1 to 2859 and encodes 952 amino acids. The record is from RefSeq and is a predicted model, not a curated record. Lineage: Eukaryota; Metazoa; Chordata; Leptocardii; Amphioxiformes; Branchiostomatidae.